This is a messenger RNA of Fopius arisanus, 2509 nucleotides long. RefSeq names its product chromatin assembly factor 1 p55 subunit (gene Caf1-55). Bases 305 to 1591 code for a protein of 428 amino acids. The record is from RefSeq and is a predicted model, not a curated record. Gene Ontology annotation, molecular function: nucleosome binding; histone binding. The transcript is spliced from 5 exons. Lineage: Eukaryota; Metazoa; Arthropoda; Insecta; Hymenoptera; Braconidae. Gene Ontology annotation, cellular component: nucleus; ESC/E(Z) complex; NuRD complex. Gene Ontology annotation, biological process: regulation of DNA-templated transcription; chromatin remodeling.
GGAAUUCCCUAGGGACAUGUCGGUCAAAAAUCCCUCCACCCGGGCCUUAACUGUAAGUUCAAGAUCGUAACCACAGAGGAUGGUCGAAUUUGGAAACACCGGUUUCGGUUCUGUGGAUUGAUUUGCCAUUCUAGAAAUAAUUUCAUGUUCAUCGGUUUUCACAAUCCCCGGCACUUGGAUACGAGUGGAUAUGAGUUGUAUCGUUCUUUUGGCGGGCAUUAAUAUCCAUUUUGGCGGUUGAGUAAAACCAAGGAGAAUUCAUCGAAUAAUAUCUGAGGCUGAAAUUUAUUACUAAACUGGAGACAUGGGUGACAAAGAUGGUGCGGAAACUUUCGACGACGCUGUUGAAGAGCGUGUGAUAAACGAAGAAUACAAAAUAUGGAAGAAAAAUACUCCUUUUUUGUACGAUCUCGUGAUGACCCAUGCUCUGGAAUGGCCAUCGCUAACAGCUCAAUGGUUGCCAGACGUAACUAGGCCGGAGGGCAAAGACUACUCAGUCCAUCGUCUCAUUCUGGGUACACAUACCUCUGAUGAGCAGAAUCAUCUCUUGAUUGCGAGUGUUCAACUGCCAAAUGAGGACGCCCAGUUUGAUGCCUCUCACUAUGAUAACGAGAAGGGAGAGUUUGGAGGGUUUGGAUCGGUCAGUGGAAAAAUUGAAAUCGAGAUAAAAAUUAAUCAUGAAGGAGAGGUGAACAGGGCUCGAUACAUGCCCCAGAAUCCUUGUGUCAUUGCUACUAAGACACCAUCAAGCGAUGUCCUCGUUUUUGAUUAUACCAAACAUCCUAGCAAGCCUGAUCCUAAUGGAGAGUGUCAUCCUGAUCUUAGAUUACGCGGCCAUCAAAAAGAAGGUUAUGGUCUCUCCUGGAACCCCAAUCUAAACGGAUAUCUUCUGAGUGCUUCCGACGAUCACACUAUUUGUUUGUGGGAUAUAAAUGCAACUCCGAAGGAAAAUCGUGUCAUUGAUGCUAAAACCAUUUUCACUGGACAUACUGCUGUCGUUGAAGAUGUUGCCUGGCAUUUGCUUCAUGAAUCACUAUUUGGCUCUGUUGCUGAUGAUCAGAAGCUCAUGAUAUGGGAUACUCGAUGCAACAAUACAAGCAAGCCCAGCCACACGGUGGAUGCCCAUACAGCUGAAGUUAACUGCCUGAGCUUCAAUCCUUACUCCGAAUUUAUUCUUGCAACUGGAAGCGCUGACAAGACUGUCGCUCUUUGGGACUUGCGAAAUUUGAAGCUGAAACUUCACUCGUUUGAAUCACACAAGGAUGAAAUCUUCCAGGUUCAAUGGUCACCGCAUAACGAGACAAUACUCGCCAGUAGUGGCACUGAUCGUCGUCUUCAUGUCUGGGAUCUCAGUAAGAUUGGUGAGGAGCAGUCUAGCGAGGAUGCUGAAGACGGCCCACCUGAACUUUUGUUCAUCCAUGGUGGACAUACAGCUAAGAUUAGCGACUUCUCUUGGAAUCCCAAUGAACCUUGGGUCAUUUGUUCAGUCUCUGAAGACAACAUAAUGCAGGUGUGGCAGAUGGCUGAGAAUAUCUACAACGAUGAGGAACCCGAUACACCAGCCAGUGAACUCGAGGCCGGUGCUUCAUAGAUGAAUGAAAGGAAUUCCUCUUGCUGUUAUUACCUUGUGUGACGUCUCAGCAAACUAUUGGUGAAAACGUAAAUCAAAUUCGUACUAACGAAACGAAGCAAAAUUUUUUUACAUGUCUCAUUCAAUUAUUGAAAAAUUGCCGAAGUAACUUUCAACAUUGAUGCAUUUUUUAACUUUAGAAGGAACAACCGUCUACAAAUUUUUGACAGUCAUAUGUGGUAAAAUUUAAACAUAAGCUCGGUUUAAUUACUACUAAUUGAAAUGAUUGAAAAUCCCACAAUGAUUUUUCUGUUCUUCAAUCUCACUUCCGUUUCAUUUUUCUUGUUUCAAGAAGAGAAAUUAAGAUGAUCGGAAUAUUUUUUCUACUUAGUAAAUAAGUUUUUCUGUAGUAAGAUAUGUAAUGAACAGAAUGGGAUGUUCCAAUUAAGGCCCGCAUGGACUAUCCAUUGAACAUAAUCUUUUGCUAAAAUGUGAUCUUGUUAGCCUAUAAUCCAUAAAAAUUUGGGAUCAAAUUUGUGUUGCGCGAAUCACUCCAAUGGUUGUAAAAAAAAAGUAAUAAAGGAGGAAAAAUUAUUGAAGAGCGCUAACCCGCGAUAUUGAUUGAAAGGGAUCUAUCAAGUUUACAAAAAAAAUAUAAACCAUUCCCAGCUUACCCUUACGUCUAGUUAUCACUCAAUCCGGCGAGGAGCAAUCAUAAGGUGUCUAUUUUUUAUCAUUCUUUUGUAAAUUCGAUAGAUCCCUUUCAAUCAGUAUCGCAAUUUAGUGCCCUUCAAUAAUUUUUCCUCUUUUCCCAUUAUCUUUCGAUUAGCUGCCGAGUAAUUCCCGCAACAUAAAUUCAAUCCGAAAUUUUAAUAUAUUUUAGGCUAACUAAAUAACAUUUAAGGCCCGGAUGGACUGUCUGGAAAAGAUAAUUUACUC